Perca fluviatilis (European perch) is the source of this 2740-nucleotide messenger RNA. RefSeq names its product phosphoribosyl pyrophosphate synthetase 1B (gene prps1b). Lineage: Eukaryota; Metazoa; Chordata; Actinopteri; Perciformes; Percidae. Gene Ontology annotation, molecular function: ATP binding; ribose phosphate diphosphokinase activity; magnesium ion binding. The record is from RefSeq and is a predicted model, not a curated record. The transcript has 7 exons. Gene Ontology annotation, biological process: ribonucleoside monophosphate biosynthetic process; purine nucleotide biosynthetic process; 5-phosphoribose 1-diphosphate biosynthetic process. Gene Ontology annotation, cellular component: cytoplasm; ribose phosphate diphosphokinase complex. Bases 164 to 1126 code for a protein of 320 amino acids.
UGGGACAUAAUGGUGGAUAGGUAGGGAACACACUACAGCUCGAUAAGAGUUGCACAUCAACUGUUGACCAAUUUCCAGUUGUUGUCUUGGACCCUUCGAUUCGACUGACUCGACAGCUGCUCGCUGCCUGCUCGGACUGAACGACGCCCUUGACCGCAACAAAAUGCCGAAUAUCAAAAUAUUCAGCGGUAGCUCACAUCCGGACCUGUCUCAAAAAAUAGCAGACCGCCUGGGUCUCGAGCUGGGGAAGGUUGUUACGAAGAAAUUUAGCAACCAGGAAACAUGCGUGGAGAUAGGGGAGAGCGUACGUGGGGAAGAUGUCUACAUUGUGCAGAGUGGCUGUGGCGAGAUUAAUGACAAUUUGAUGGAGCUGCUGAUCAUGAUCAACGCCUGCAAGAUUGCCUCUGCCUCCAGGGUCACGGCUGUCAUCCCCUGCUUUCCGUAUGCCCGGCAAGACAAGAAGGACAAGGUGGGGAGCCGCGCUCCUAUCUCUGCCAAGUUGGUGGCCAACAUGUUGUCAGUGUCAGGUGCUGACCAUAUCAUCACUAUGGACUUGCACGCCUCACAGAUACAGGGAUUCUUUGAUAUCCCUGUUGAUAACUUGUAUGCAGAGCCAGCUGUGCUGAAGUGGAUCAAAGAGAACAUCCCUGAAUGGAAAAACUGCACCAUCGUCUCACCCGAUGCAGGAGGAGCCAAGAGGGUCACCUCAAUAGCAGACCGGUUGAAUGUGGACUUUGCCCUUAUUCACAAGGAGAGGAAAAAGGCAAACGAGGUGGACCGCAUGGUUCUCGUCGGAGAUGUGACCGAUCGGGUCGCCAUUCUAGUGGAUGACAUGGCUGACACAUGUGGCACAGUCUGUCAUGCUGCUGACAAACUAAUUUCUGCUGGUGCCACCAAGGUGUAUGCCAUUCUAACCCAUGGCAUCUUCUCUGGCCCAGCUAUCUCGCGCAUCAACAAUGCCUGCUUUGAAGCUGUAGUGGUCACCAAUACAAUCCCUCAGGAGGAGAAGAUGAAGCAUUGUCCCAAAAUACAGGUUAUUGACAUCUCCAUGAUCCUUGCAGAGGCCAUCCGUAGAACUCACAACGGCGAGUCUGUGUCAUACCUGUUCAGCCAUGUCCCCUUGUAACAAAUGGUGUCUCCCAUCUACUGUGUGCUGUUACACCAAAUAAGAGAAGAGGGAAUACCCCCAACCCAAACACAACCAUUAGCAAAGAUUUGCUAACUGUGAAGAAAAAAACGAAGCAAGAAUGAACUGUCAUGUCUGUUACUAAUGCUGACCCCCCCCCCUCCCCCUCCCCCUCACUUGAGUCCUUUCCCUCAUGAGCAGCGUCCCUUCCUGUCUGGGCACCAAAGCAAUCGCAAGCUACCAGUUUAGGCCACCAUAUUUAUUGUACUUGGAUAAAUAAGUGUUUAUCCACUGUGAACUUUGUACUCUCCUUCAUAACAUGUGUGCCAUUUUUCCACCACAUGGUACAGCUCAACUCUACUCGCUCUUUUUUGGUUUUCCAUUGGCAAAAGGUGUGGAUAGUACAGUGUACUUUUUUUGGUACUACCUUGGUCCAUGAUUCCAAGCAAGCUUAGGUGAUACCAGAAGGUGGAGUUAAAGUACUGCAGACCACCGAUUGGUCAGAGAGAACCGUCACUAAUGCGACACGGGACAUCGUACGCAUAACUUAUAUAGGCAAGCUUCCAUCAGUAGCGAUCACAAUCGUUUUUAUUCACUUGAUCCAGAUUUUUAUUUAUUUUUUAAUUGCAGCCCACAAAACUAUGCCAUACAAUUGACUUAGAGCAAACGUUCCUCUGUUUGGUAGCUGAUAAAAGGAUUCAGUAAGUCUUGCGUUGAAGAUUUCAGUCACGGCCGUGUCAUGUGGCGGCGCUAUGGCAAUAUCGGCUGAGAAUCCGCCUACACUGAAGGGGUACUAUCCACAGUGGAAUACUGAAAGAAGUCCUGGUACCAAAACGUGAGCAGAGCUGUAUCAUUCAGUGAAAACAUGGCAUUGGGUACCGAGUUUCUCCUGACCAUUUUACCUCUCUAGGAGUCAUUUCAAUCUGUUGUCAAAGAGCUUGUAUAAAUAUCCCUGGCAGGUCCCAGUGGUCAGGAGAAGCAUCUGCCAUGUAAAGCUGUUUUAGUGCUUUUUGUUACAAUGAACGAGCGUAGUUUUUCAUGUUGCUCCCGUGUCAACUGCUGUUUGAAAGAUUAUAAUUAAUGAAGUGAAUGUGUAUUGAACUAGUUUACAGUGCCACUGAAAAGCUCCACUCAACCCAAGAGUGCCUCAACAGUCUGAAAGGGAGUGUUUUGGGUUUUUUUUGUUUGUUUUUCCCCUCCAGUCAUCUCCUCCCCCUCCUGUUUAGCUGUUUUUUUAUUUUCUCACUGGAUGAAGAACUUUUACAUUUCUUAUCGGGCUGUUAAAGAUGUUAAAGAUUGCUUUCAACUCUUGAGGUUCCCUCCAUUGAGUGGGGUCUACCCAGUGUCCAGGGUUUACCCUUUUUAGGUUCUGAGCUGAAGGUCUUUCUAUAGAGAAGCUGUCAGGUUUUUAGUUUGGUGUCUCUGCAGGCUGGAGCUUCCUUUUAGAAAUGUUCACCUGCUAAUUUUAUUUUCAUUUAUUGUAUGUCUGGAGGAAAGAUUUGUUAAUAAUUUGCAUAUUCCAAACCUUUUGCGUUUACUUUUUCAGUAGGGUGAAUGCGCCAGUUAUCUGAGGAUGUGUUCUUAAUAAAAUUUAAUAAUCCUUAAAAUCUAAAA